Messenger RNA from Aplosporella prunicola CBS 121167, 606 nucleotides. RefSeq lists its product as uncharacterized. The record is from RefSeq and is a predicted model, not a curated record. Lineage: Eukaryota; Fungi; Ascomycota; Dothideomycetes; Botryosphaeriales; Aplosporellaceae. Bases 1 to 606 code for a protein of 201 amino acids. The transcript has a single exon.
AUGGCCCCCCUCUGCGACGCGUGCUCGCAAUCUUUGAUUCUCGAUGAUCGACUUGCUGGUGGUGGUGUAGAUACAUCACUCAGUGAUGGUACUGUCGACUUAAAUCUUUCGGGGUUCAGCACCAGCGAAUGGGAACCUCGAUUAGAUCAGGGCUCUCGACAACGAUUAGGUCAAAGCUCUCGCAACAAUCGUCAGGAAGUAUCUUCAGACCCCGAAGAUGGACGGGUACCCGGCCCAGAUCACAAUAAACGGCUCUGUUGCGUGAGCAAUAAUCUCCAGAGAUGUGUUACGCCUCCUGCAAUGCCCGAAUUCUCCACUCCGGCGGCAGAAGGAUGUGUGUUUUGCUCGAGGCUCAAGCAGCUUUUCAACGAGGAAUACAAAGAAGACUUUUGGUGGGAGAACCCUGAUUCGAAGCUUUACUUCUGGAUUCAAUAUGAGUGGACGGAACAUCAUUCCAAGAGAAAAAAGAAAUACAAUUCCUUCAAUUGCUUAACGGUUAUGGUUUAUCGUCCAGAGCUCGAGGAGGGCUGUGUAGACACUUACGAGUUCACGGUGUGUGCUUGGCCAGGUAACUCUACGAAUCCAAAUCUGGAGGUCAUACACUAA